Messenger RNA from Beta vulgaris subsp. vulgaris (sugar beet), 1668 nucleotides. RefSeq names its product F-box/FBD/LRR-repeat protein At1g13570. Bases 210 to 1511 code for a protein of 433 amino acids. NCBI's taxonomy places the organism in Eukaryota, Viridiplantae, Streptophyta, Magnoliopsida, Caryophyllales, Amaranthaceae. The transcript is spliced from 5 exons. Gene Ontology annotation, molecular function: protein binding. The record is from RefSeq and is a predicted model, not a curated record.
CUCCACAUUUGUACAUUGAUAAUACAAAAAUCUUCCACUACUAGGGAUGUUCGCCAAAGAAGUCGUCCUUACCAAUUCUAACCAGAACUUAAGUAGUCAAUUUUUUGUUUUGCGUAAUGUGGAAGGAUUCGUUUGCUGUUCCUUCAACCUUCGGGGGGUUAUUAAGAAAGCCUUGGCGUGCUUAGAAGAUUUCAUUGGGUCAACCCUCAAUGCACAAUAUGCAGAGAACAAGACAACCGCCGAAGUGGCCAUGUAGUAUGCAGAAUGACCUGGACAGACUAAGCAACUUACCUGGCCAUAUCAUUGAUAGGAUUCUGUCAUACUUGUCCAUUAGAGAUGCAGUUAGGACAAGUAUCAUAUCGAGUAAUUGGAGGUACAAAUGGGCAACUCUACCAAAUCUCAUAUUUGACAAAGAUUGCUGCCCAUCUUCAUCUGAGGAUCAAGUAGUAUCCCGAAGCAAACUUGUUAACAUUAUUGAUCAUGUGUUUGUACUUCACUUUGGUAUAAUACAUAAGUUCAAGCUAUCUCAUAAAGAUCUUCAAGCUGUCACUGAUAUUGAUCGAUGGAUUCUUCGUAUAUCUAGAAGCUCUGUUGAAGAAUUUAUACUGGAAAUUUGGAAGGGCCAGAGGUACAAAAUACCUUCUUCUUUGUAUUCUUGUAAGCAUUUGAUCCAUUUGGAACUCUUCAACUGCUUGCUGAGCCUACCACCAGCUUUCAAAGGUUUUCAAAAUUUGAAGAGCCUUGAUCUUCAACAUAUUACUAUGACAGAAGAUGCUUUUGAGAAUCUGAUUGCUUGGUGUCCGUUACUGGAGAGGUUGACAUUGAUGAAUUUUGAUAGUUUCAGCAAUCUAAAGAUCCAUGCUCCGAAUCUUCAGUUCUUUGACAUAGGAGGUGAUUUUGAGGAUGUUACUUUUGAGGAUACAAAUUUGUUGUCUAUUAUUUCAAUUGGUUUAUAUGUCAAUGUUGGAAGUGAAUUUAGUGCAAGACAAACCAGUUCAAGCAACAUGUUGAAAUUCUUUGCCUACCUUCCUCUCAUAAAAAGGCUUGAGGUCCAAAGUUACUUCUUAAAGUACCUAGCUCUUGGCAAUGUGCCAAGUGAAUUGCCUGUUGCAUGUCUUGAGCUGAACUAUCUCUCCAUGCGUAUCAACUUCAAUGAUAUCAAGGAAAACAAGGCAGCUUUUUGCCUGUUAAAAAGCUCUCCAAAUUUGUCUGAACUUGAGAUGCUGGCUCGGCCAGAGGAGGAAUUUAUUGCAAAAUCAGGAUCCAGCUUUUGGGAGGAGAACAAUCACAUAGAUUGCAUGUUUCACCAGCUUCGAGUAGUAAAAAUAAUCGAUAUCUGUGGCAUUAAACCGGAGCUAGAUUUUGUGAAGUUUCUGCUUGCAAAUUCUUCCGCGCUUGAGAAGUUGACUGUUAAACCAGCCACUCUUAGUGGAGGAUUGGAAUUGCUUAAAGAGUUGUUGCGGUAUAGGCGAGCUUCUGUACAGGCAGAAGUCAUUUAUUUGGACCCUUAACUUGAUGAAUAUUUAGGUACAUAUUGUAAUUAGUUUGUAUGAUGGCUAACGAUGUAUAAUCUUGCUAUAGUUCGCCAUCUUAAUUAUAAGUAGUUUUAAUCUCCUGCACAAGCACACAUUGAUUUUGUUUGGCUAUUAGUUAAGAGCCAUUUUGAUA